CACUUGAUCGUUCCCCACUUGAUCGUUCCCCACUUGAUCAUUCCCUUGAUGCUUACCGGUUUUCAUACAGAUAUAACGACAGUUUUACCCGGCGUCUCGUGUAAAUCGGUCAUAUACCGCUCAUUGUUAAGAAUUUCUUCUCGUUUACAAAUAAAAAAUGGCAGAAGCGAAUAAGUUACCAAGUUCAGAGGGUCUACCUCAUCUCGAAGUGCUAGAUCGAGUGAAAAAUAUUCCGGUAGUCCAUUCGGCGAUUGAGAAGACGGGAUCUACAUAUUCUUACGUUAAAGACUCUCACCAUUUGUUAAAUUGGGCGUUAAAUCAAGCCGAAGCGGGAUUGAGUUACGCUACCGCCACGGCCGUGCCGCUUGCUGCGCCCUUGGCCAAGAAAUUCGAAGGACAUAUCAAUGCCGUCGAUCAGAAGCUGUGCGAAGGAUUGAACUUGGUCGAAGAAAAAGUUCCUAUUGUAAAAGAACCACCUCAGCAGAUCUACGACGCCGCUAAAGCGGUGAUGAGCAGCUCCCUGCAACCCACCAUCGAAAAACUUAACACGGCAAAGGAAUCAGCUACGCAACAGGCAUCUACGCUGAAGGAGACCAGUAUAAUUAAAGCGAACGAGCUUCUAAACACGCAAUACGGCAGCAUGGCAGUACAAGGCGUUGACAACACUAGUGUACUCGUCAAUCGCUUAUUGGAUCAUUAUUUCCCGCCGGUUGAAGGAGAAGAGAAUGCGCCAAAUCCAGUCUCCGCGGACGAAAAUAAAGUACUUCAUGCAGUGCAAACAAUUGGCCAACUGUCAAGCAAAACCGCUAAUCGCGUUUACCAUUCUAUUGCUGCGCAAUUGAAGACAGUAAAGAAGGAGGAUGUGGCGACAUACAUUUCCAGCGCGGUAUCCAUUCUUCAUCUUACGCAAUUUUUGAAUCUUGGGCAGAAACAGGAUGACAAGGAAACCAACAGCCCGACGCAAGAGGAGAAGAAAGACGAAGAGAAACAGGACAAGGAGAAAAAAUAAAUCGAAAGUUAAAAAAUGCUUUAUCCGUUCGUUCAAUACGUUUAUGCGCGUUUAGAUAGCUACUAAUAAUUUAAUUAAUUUGUUACGCACUACAAAAAAAAGUAUUAAAAAACCAUAAAAUACUUAAAUAAAACAUUUAAAUUGAAAAAUAUUUAAAUCAAAGUGCUCAAAAAUAUUUUUAUACUUAUAUAAAAAUUGAAUAUGUUGUAUAUAGAGUUUUUGAGAAAAAGACUUUUUAAUACUUCUUUUAACGAAAGCAUUCUAUUAAAAAUGUGAAAUAGGUCAAAAAAAAAAGUUUUUAAUUUGUGAAAUGUUUAGAAAUUUGUAAUUUGUUGAUCUUUUAGAUGCAUUUCUAUACACAUUUAUAUCUGUAUCAAUGCUAUCCAGAAUUUGUAGUUUUAAAAAGUAUCGAUGUUCAUGCCAUAAUUUUAUCGUUCUUAUUUUUCAUUUCAUAGCUGCUUUUAAAUUUAAAGCUGUCUUAGAGAUAAGAUCAAUCUGUGAUUGUUAACAAUUUUUUUGGUAUGUCAUUCAUAAUCUCUCAAUCUAAAAAGCUAUUAAUAAAUCAGAUAAUAUUAUAUCAGAUAAUACUAUAAACGAUACACGUCACAAUUUUUUAAUGCUUUCGGAUUAGUCUUGCUCCUAAAAACAAGUGUAUUAUAAAAAAACAGCUAUGAAAUGAGGAGUAGGAACAAUAAUAAACGCAUUUACAUUUCAAUUUUAAGUUUAAAACUACAAAUUCUAAACAGCAUUAUUUUAUAUUUAUAAAUCACAACAUAUGUUUAUAUUUAUAUGUAAAUUAUACUUUGUGGCCGAUAACAAGUUAAAUAAUUUUAAUAAGAUUUUCAUUAUAUAUAUGACAAAUUUAUUUAGAUAAAAAAUAUGAAAAUUUUAUUAACUUCUAGAAAGAAACAAAAUUUAUCUCCACCGAUGCAUCAUCAUUGUUAGAAUCUUACCACCUUAUGCAUAAUCUUUAAAUUUAUUUUAAACAUUAUAAAGCAUAUCAUAUUGAAGAACUGUUGUGAGCAAUAAAUAUGCAAAUAUAUACAUAUACACAUAUAUAUAUUUUAUAAAGUAUUAUAUAGAUACAUACUGAAAUAUAGUUUUGGAGAAAAUA
Solenopsis invicta (red fire ant) is the source of this 2123-nucleotide messenger RNA. Its product is annotated as lipid storage droplets surface-binding protein 2. Gene Ontology annotation, cellular component: lipid droplet; cytosol. Gene Ontology annotation, biological process: positive regulation of triglyceride storage; lipid storage. The coding region runs from base 158 to 1009 and encodes 283 amino acids. NCBI's taxonomy places the organism in Eukaryota, Metazoa, Arthropoda, Insecta, Hymenoptera, Formicidae. The transcript is spliced from 4 exons. The record is from RefSeq and is a predicted model, not a curated record.